CCUGUCCCCCUCCUGGUGCUUCGGGAGAGAGGGAAGCCAUGGCGGGCGAGUACAGGCUCCUGCUCGAAGGCGCCCAGCAGCUGGGGCCGGUCUGCACCCGGGGCGAGAAAUACCUGCUGGAGGUUGGCAUGCAGCGCUUGCCCGUGCUCGAAAAUGCCAGCGUGGUGAUUGGCAAAGAUGGCUAUAUAAAGGCAGUUGGGGAUGUAAGCACCAUUCGCAAGCAAUUUUCAGGAGCGUCUUUUGAAAAAAUAAUUGAUUGUUCAGGAAAGUGCAUCUUACCAGGUCUGGUAGAUGCUCACACACACCCAGUAUGGGCUGGUGACAGAGUCCAUGAAUUUGCAAUGAAGUUGGCAGGUGCCUCCUAUAUGGAAAUUCAUGAAGCAGGAGGGGGAAUACAUUUUACUGUGGAGCACACUCGGAAAGCUGGAGAAGAGGAGCUCUUUCAAAGUUUGAAACAGCGGCUGCUGCGAAUGCUUAGAGCAGGCACCACUUUGGUGGAAUGCAAAAGUGGAUACGGUUUAAACCUUGAAGCAGAAAUCAAGAUGCUCAGAGUAAUUGAGCGAGCCAGGCAGGAGUUGGACAUUGGUAUUUCCUCCACUUACUGUGGAGCCCAUUCUGUUCCAAAGGGCAAAAAUGCCACUGAAGCGGCUGAUGACAUUAUAAACUUUCAUCUUCCUAAACUGAAAGAACUUGACCUAAAUGGUGAAAUACAUAUUGACAAUAUAGAUGUCUUCUGUGAGAAGGGUGUCUUUGAUCUGAAUUCUACCAGAAGAAUUCUUCAGAUGGGGAAAGAUAUUGGUUUACAAAUUAACUUCCAUGGGGAUGAACUGCAUCCAAUGAAAAGUGCAGAGCUUGGAGCUGAGCUAGGAGCACAAGCUGUUAGUCACCUGGAAGAAAUUAGUCAUGAAGGCAUUUCUGCAAUGGCUCAGGCAAAGUGUGCAGCUAUCCUGUUGCCAACCACUGCCUACAUACUGAGACUGAAACAGCCUCAGGCUAGAAAAAUGUUAAAAGAAGGAGUGAUUCUUGCUCUUGGUAGUGACUUUAACCCUAAUGCUUACUGUUGUUCAAUGCUGAUGGUAAUGCAUCUGGCCUGUGUAAACAUGAAAAUGUCCAUGAAAGAAGCUUUAGCUGCUGCCACCAUUAAUGCAGCUUAUGCUCUUGGGAAAUCACACACGCAUGGUUCCAUAGAAGCUGGCAAGCAAGGAGAUCUGGUUAUCAUUAACUCGCCUAGAUGGGAACAUGUGAUCUAUCAAUUUGGUGGCCAUCAAGAGCUGAUUGAGUAUGUAAUCGUUAAAGGAAAGGUUGUCUAUGAAAACAACAGGAUUCUGGAUUACUAAGGCAUUCCUGGAAGACCAAAUACGGCAACUGCUAGAAUCCCCAAAGCACAAACGGAUGAAGCAGAAAUCCAUGAUCCAGGGAAUAUCAGUCAUACAAGAACUACACAUUAUAUCACAUCACCCUCACUUACUGUGGAUAAAAUACCAAAUUUCACGGAUUUUAAUUCUCCUUCUGGUGUUUUUGCAUGAGGAAUAGCAAACCAUAUGUUAACUUUAGACAUCUUUCUGAUAUUUUAAAAUAAACUUGCAUGUGUAUAAAAUGUGGCUUUGUUUAUUAAUGAAGGUGGUGGCCUCCAUCCUCUUAUAUAAAGACUCCUAAAAUAUAUCCUUGCAGUGAUUCUUCACAUAUUUGAGAAUUUUUUCCAACUCAAUAACAAUUCAUUCAAUUCAUCAGUAACAAAUGCACUACGUAAGACAGAACACAGUGCCAAGAUUCAGAGAUGUGUGUUUAUCAGGUUUUGAGCUUCUGUUUUCAGUUUCUUUUAAAUAGCAGUCCUCAACCCACUAUUUACUGAGAGGACUUCUCAGAACAGGUUGUAAUCUGGCAUUUUUGCAGGAUGGCAGGAUCUGUUUUUAAAAAACUUUCCUAAAUAUAUUGGCUUUUGUCAGGUCCCCCGGGACUAGAAAACAGAGCCCUUAGGCUUGAGUGUUGUUUGGCAGUUGGAAAUCUGUGGUUACAGAUAGCGUAGUUACCCAUAAUUAAUUUUAAAAAUUAGAGCAGUAUGAAACUAAAUUCUAAACACAAUGUGAUAAGUGGAAAUUAUGCUAAUUUUUGGUUUAAUGAAUAACAUUUUAGUUAUUUUAAAGGGAAUUUUGGGAGGUAUUUUCUAGGGUAGCUUCAUUCUUCUUCAGUUGUGUUAACAGAGCAAAGAGAAGCUAUGUUAACUUAUUCAGCUUCUGAAAAGUAUAAUAGCAGAUUAUGCUUCAGCCUUUGGAAGUAAAUCCAAUGCACAUUUCUUAUUCUAAGAAAAUAAGAAAGCUAGUGUUCCUUAGUUUUAGUUGAAUAAGCUGGGGAUGUAGGGAACAAUGGCUCUUCUCUCACUUUUGGAAACCAAAGUUGAGGAUAUCCUAAAAUAUAGGCUAGGUGGGCUCUCCUCCUUCUCUCCCCAUGCAAAGACAUGUGUCUCCUUCGGUGUAAGCUGAGCCGAGCCUGGGCACCUCCAAGAAUUUGACUUCUCCCUCGACUUUUAACCCAUCAUUCCAGCUGCUUGUUCUAGGCUCACUCUGCAGCUUCCUAUAGCUGGUAACGCCCAGCCUCUUGAAUGGCAUUCUUCAUGCUGGAGUUGCUCCAUUAUUUAGAAAAAAAAUAUAUGCUAUUCUAAGGGGGGGGGUAAAUACAACUGUGUGAAUCUGGUACAAAGAGUGGUUGUCUCAGAGUUAAUGUUGGUGGGACACUCAACCUAUCUUAAAUGGUGGGAGUUCCUAAUUUUUAAUCAAAUUAUUUUUGUGGUGUUUUUGUGAAUAUAUCUAUAGAACUAUGUGUAUUUAUAUAUGAAUAUAUAGGCGCUUUGUUAUGGAACAACAUUCAGUUACUUCUGGCCAGCAGUUAAUGAGUUGCUGCUGUGACUGUUGAUAGUGAAUUGACUGAAUGUUAUACUGUUUGCUUUCCACAUGUGUAAUUAAGCAACAAGGUAUCAGCCAUGGGAUUUCAGAUGUAUACAUAAAAACACAAGGCUUAAGUUUUCUGCCCUAUUGCUGCUGGUUUUGUUUACAAAAGUUCAUUUCAUGCUAUUAUUGUAUUGUGGUCUGUACAGUUGCAGCCAGCCCACAUAUUCAGAAGCUAUACAGGGUUAUAUACUAGGAUACAGAUUAAGAUAGGAUUCAGAGGUUAUUCAAGGAUAAAAAGAAAAAAAAGACAAGCAUGGAUUCAUAAAAGGCAACAGAUCUCCUCUGCAGGGGAGAACUUUCGGACUUCCGUAUUUGAUCAUUGUCAAAAUACGUUGUACUAAAUAUACCACCCUGCCAUCCAUCACACAGAAUUUUAAAGGUCAUGUUAAACAGG
Messenger RNA from Pogona vitticeps (central bearded dragon), 3339 nucleotides. RefSeq names its product amidohydrolase domain containing 1 (gene AMDHD1). The record is from RefSeq and is a predicted model, not a curated record. Lineage: Eukaryota; Metazoa; Chordata; Lepidosauria; Squamata; Agamidae. Gene Ontology annotation, cellular component: cytoplasm. Gene Ontology annotation, molecular function: imidazolonepropionase activity.